AUGAAACUGGAACUAAUAACAUCGAUAGUCAUCGUGAAUGCUCGCNAUACAAACCUGAUAGAAAAAUGGACGCAAUCGUUUGCAUUUCGUGCGCUGUUGUCCACAAUUACAUCGGAAAUAUGCGGAUAUGAAACUGGAACUAAUAACAUCGAUAGUCAUCGUGAAUGCUCGCCGAAUCGUCUGACGAUGGAUAGUGAUGAUUUAAAUUUGAUGUUAACAAAAUUAAAAUCCGAAAAACUAUUUUGUGGAGUCGAACAACAAUUUCGCACACUAUUCACUGGAAAAAUAAUUCAUAUCAACAUUGUAAAUAAUAUUUGUUCGUCGUACGAGAGAGGAUUCACCAUUAUGAAAAAGUAUAUUGAAGAUCGUUUAAUGAAUUCAAAUGUUAAAAUUGAAGAUAAAAUUGAUUUUGGAAAAGUAUUACGCAUAAUUGAUGCUGAUAAAUAUGUACCUGAUGCGAGUGUCAGUAAAAAAGUAAAACUUCCGACUUAUAAUCAAAUUGAAGCGUUUAUUAGAAGAUUGUUUUUAAUUAGCGAGUCCAGAAUGAUUAAACUAGAUACUUUAUUUAUUCACGAAUUUAGUGAACAGCCCGUAUCACUAUGCAACAAAACAAAUGCUAAAUUACUCUAUCAAUCAUCAAAAUCAAUAUUACAAAAAUAUUUGCAAGAGAAAUUUGAUACUGAGUUUUUACAAGCACCCACCUGGACAUCUGAUUCAAAUCAGUCUGCGUUAGUUUUGGAUGGUGGGUUAUUGUUACAGCAGUCACCGCCUCGUGAGCAAAAAAGGACGAUAACUUAUUAUGCUGCCGAAUUGAUUAAUCGAUUUAUCAAAGAUCAAUUUAAUAAUCAUGAUCGAAUUGAUAUCAUUUUCGACUCUGGUGACAGUAAACAAUUAAAACAAUUUAUCGAACGUCACAGUACACGCACAACAGCAACUCAAUAUAGUAUGAAUGAAGAUUCUAUUUUGUGUGUGGGCGAAGAUUAUAACAAAUUAUUACGUUCAAAUCGUUCUGUAGUUGCACGUGCUGUACGAGAUUCAUGGUUAAAGUUGUAUCCAAAACUACCGAAUGGUAAAACGAUGUUUGUGGCUGGACCAGAUGAAAAAACAUAUUUGUUGAUUAAUAGUGAUUGUGUUAUAGUGGACGAUUUAACGUCAAAUCACAUCGAGGCCGAUACACGGAUUUUUUUGCAUAUUAAACAUAUUUCGCAUUUCGAAAAUAUUACUCAAGUUAUUGUUCAGGCAACAGAUACCGAUAUCAUAGUUUUAGCAAUUGGCUUUGCAGUAGAAUUUGGAAUUAAAUUGUACGUACAUUGUUCUACAUCACGAAAAAUACAAUCAAAGUACAUUGACUGUUCGGUCAUUGCUCGCAGAUGUAGGGACGAAUACAAAAUUCAUCCUAUGAUAUUAAUCGUAUUACACGCUAUUAGCGGCUGUGAUACAACGUCAUUCAUUAGAAACAUUAGCAAGCAGAAAUUAUUUCGUGCUUUUUUUAAACAACCAUCCGAUUAUGCCGAUUUAAUAAAUAUGUAUGUUAUUCCAACCACUCCUGAAUGUUUAUCAUGUGCUGAAAGAUUGCUAAUAAAUUGCGUGAAUUCAUCGUUAGCAACGUUAGACGAAGUUAGAACGUCUCAGGCAAUAACACACUUGAGAUCAACUUCCUCCCAAUCAUUUUUAAAUAUUUUAUCACCUACAACAAAUUCGUUCCACUACCACUGCAAACGUGUUGCUGUACAAUGUAAUAUUUGGUUUCAAUCUUUAUUCAACGAUAUUGAUUAUCCUGAAUUGAUUGGCAAUGGAUAUACUUCAAUUGAUGGGGAGAGUGCAAAGAAAACUACACGCCAAAUGGGAACUCCCGAUGACUCCAGUGAAGGUGGAAAUGUUGACAUGGUGAAUGCUGUGGAAGAAAAUGAUUCUGUGAAUGAAUUUUUGACAAACAACGAUAGCGAUCUGUUCUGUACACAAGAUGAUGAUUUACGUGAUGAGUGGUGUGAAGAUGACUCACAAAUGCACGAGGAUAGUGAUGACGAUGAGGAUGAUGUAUCAACUGAAGACUCUUUCGAUGAUUAUGACGAGUCAUUAACGCAACAACCGUUAUCAGUAGAAUACCGCUUUGCGUCACAGUUGUUAGCCGAGUAUAAUGAUGAUCCACAAACACAAACGGAUAUACACAGUGGAAGUCAAAGAUCGAUAGAAUAUGCCUAUGAGUUUGAUAACAAAUGA
This is a messenger RNA of Didymodactylos carnosus, 2220 nucleotides long. Lineage: Eukaryota; Metazoa; Rotifera; Eurotatoria; Philodinida; Philodinidae. The record is from the annotation of a GenBank genome assembly.